UCUAUUUCGUUUACGAUUUCGCUCUAUGCAACAGCUGAUAGCGGGAAAAGUCUUGUGAGCAUUUGAAAAUAAUGGAGUUGAUGGCAAGUGGGAAAGUGGAGACUGCUCCACAGGCUGCUUCUCUCCGACUAGAGGACACUGCACUGCGUCAUAAAAUACGCGAGUAUGCCAAGCACCAGCGAAAAGACUUGCGCACAAAUGCAACAGAUGCUCUACGCUUUGGAUUGGGACAAAUCCGAGAUGAGAUACGAGAAUUGGAAAAUCUGAGCGUUAAAGAUGUCCAUGGCUUGGCGGGUCGCAUCAAGCGGCGCAAACAUGCCACCACCGAAGACAUGUAUCGCCUGAGUCACGCCUUUCUUCAGAGCAACGACAAUAUUAACGCAUUUGCCGCCACUCAAGGAGCCGCUCAGGUGAUUGUCAAGGAAUUGACGGGUGCCAACGUCCAACGGCAAAUUGAUGCUGCCGAAUGCUUGUGCAACCUCUCGCUGGGCGAAGCGCAUGUUUGCGAAAAGAUCACGACGCUGGCUGGAAGUUAUUUGGUCACCUAUUUAAACAGUCAGGAGUCGCGUCUGAAACGCAGCUGCCUGUGGACAUUGGCCAACAUCUUAGCCAGCUGUCAGAAGUCGGCGAAAACAUUGCUCCAAAUGCAGCUGGCCACCAAGCUGUGGAAGCUGUACACAAACGAUGCCCAGGAUUACGCUGAAGAUGCGGGCAUCUGUCUGCACUUGAUUGCUACACAUGCUGGAAGCUUGUUGCCUGCUGAGGAUCGUCGUUACAUUGCCGAGCAUCUGCAUGAGAAGCAGCCAAGGCAACCAGGUGGAGAGUACUACAUGUACAUUGUCUUCCAACUGGAUCUUGUUGGCUUGGAGUCGAAGCUUUGUGCGUCAAAACUUCAGCAUUUCAUUGAGUUCUUUUUGAGCUCUUCAGAGUUGGACUACAAUAACUUAAAGCAGCAAUUGCAAAUUGUUUAUGGAGUGCAAGUGCUCUCCAACAUCUUUGCAACACUUUCUUCAAUUGAAUUGAAGCAACAGCUGGAUAUAGAGAACCUUAUCAAUGCCUUAAACAAACUAUUUGUUCUGGGCAAUGCGAGUCUGACAAAGAUUCUGCUGCAACUGUUGAGAAAUCUUAUGAAUUUAAAUGUGUUCAACAAGGAACAGCUGCUGGGGCAGUUAAGAGUCUACGAUUGUCCAAUUAGUGUUUAAUAUAAUUGAAAUCUUAGUAGAGAAUUUGAAAAAUUUUAAGAGCAUGAAAGUUGAAAAAGAAAUUGUAUUUUGAAUACUUAUAUUGUAAAUACUUAAGAUGCAAAUUGUAUUUUUGAACUGAAAAUAAAAUGUUAACACUGUAAA
Drosophila sulfurigaster albostrigata is the source of this 1346-nucleotide messenger RNA. RefSeq lists its product as uncharacterized. The transcript is spliced from 2 exons. The record is from RefSeq and is a predicted model, not a curated record. NCBI's taxonomy places the organism in Eukaryota, Metazoa, Arthropoda, Insecta, Diptera, Drosophilidae. The coding region runs from base 72 to 1202 and encodes 376 amino acids.